This is a messenger RNA of Styela clava, 3082 nucleotides long. Its product is annotated as echinoderm microtubule-associated protein-like 2. Gene Ontology annotation, cellular component: mitotic spindle. Gene Ontology annotation, biological process: microtubule cytoskeleton organization. Gene Ontology annotation, molecular function: microtubule binding. NCBI's taxonomy places the organism in Eukaryota, Metazoa, Chordata, Ascidiacea, Stolidobranchia, Styelidae. The record is from RefSeq and is a predicted model, not a curated record.
ACCUAUGACCUAGUCUAUUCUUCAGUAUACAAGACUGCAAGAUAAUAAUAAGACUUGAAACUGUAAAGUUGCAUGUGAAGGUUGGAUACAACUACCGGUGAAUCUGUAAAUGGACCAAAACUGAAUAAUGACCUCAAAAUAAACCAGCUCCAAUUUCAAGACUUCAACUUCUGAACUUGGAGACCCAACGGCUUGAUAGCAUAAUUGCGCCUGAAUUACCUAUCGGCUGCAGUUUUAUAUGGUUACAGGAUUAUUUGAGGAUGAUGAAUGGAUCAAAUCACCAAUUCAAUCUAUUUGAAGAUGGAACUGAAGAUAGAUUGCGAGCUUUGGAGCAGAGAGUCGAAAUGCAAGAAGAUGAAAUUACAUUGCUCAAAUCAUCAAUGGCCGAUAUGUUGAGACGUCUUGCAGAAACUGAAAAUUCCAUGCAACACAAAAAUAACACAUUUGUCAGAAAACCUGUUGCUCUCAAAGGUCAGUUUACUCCGCUGCCAUCUCGACCUGCUGUAGACUCAACACCAUCUCCUCGUACUCGUUCUAACCCACCUCCACCUUCACCCAGUGCACGACGUAGAUCGAACUCAUCGCCAUUCAGAAACAUUCCCGGACCUGCUUCACCUGACUAUAAGUUAAAUGGAGCUCCAGGAGAUAUGAGAAAGGCUGGAUCUACUGAGCAACUUUUCUCUAAAGAUGGAAAAAGAUUUAACUCUAAAACUUCAACAAAACCGAGAUCACGGCCAGGGACUCCAAGCCACUUCAAGGAAGCUACUUAUAAUUCUGAAGAGGGCAAUGUACGUAUGCAUCUCAAAGGAAGGCCAGUGGUGUUGUAUUGUCAGUCAGCACUCAAGGAGUCAUAUGAUAUCUCAAAACCACUCGAAGCACCUGAUAAAAAGCUCAAGCUCGAUUGGGUUUAUGGAUAUAGAGGAAAAGAUUGCAGGUCUAAUCUUUACAUCUUACCUACUGGAGAAAUGGUUUAUUUCAUUGCUGCUGUUGUUAUACUGUAUGAUCCUAAAGAAGGAUCGCAAAGACAUUAUCUCGGUCAUAAUGAUGACGUUAAAUGUCUAGCAAUUCAUCCAGACAAAUUAAAAAUUGCCACAGGUCAAGUGGCUGGAUUAGAACUGGAUGGGAGAGAGUUCAGAGGGCGAAAUUUAUGUUCGAAGCCUAGGCAACCUCACAUUCGAGUGUGGGAUGCAGUCAGUCUCAACACUCUUCAUGUUAUUGGUCUUGGAAUUUUUGAUCGAUCGGUUGCUUGCGUCAGCUUCUCCAAAAUUGAUGGUGGAACUUAUCUUUGUGCAAUAGAUGAAUCGAAUGAUCAUGUACUUACUGUGUGGGAUUGGGAAAAGGAAGCAAAACUUGCUGAGAGCAAGUCGUCUAAAGAUCCUGUAGUUACUUGUGAGUUUAAUCCACAUUCAGAAGAAAUACAGAUUGUAACUUGUGGAAAAAGUCAUGUUUUAUUUUGGAAAUUAGAAGAUGGACAACUAGUCAAGAAGCAGGGAUUAUAUGAGAAACACGACAAGCCAAAGAUCAUUCACUGUCUUGCAUUCACAAGUUCUGGUGUUGUUAUAUCUGGUGAUUCCAAUGGAAAUCUUCAAGUUUGGGCUCAGGGAACUUCCAAACGCAUUUCAAAGUUUAUCACUGGUGCUCAUGAAGGAGCUGUGUUUUCAAUUUGCAUGUUACGAGAUGGAGUAUUUGUUACUGGUGGAAAAGAUGGAAGAAUUGUAAUGUGGGAUGCUGAUUUCAAUAAAACAAAUGAAGUUCAGCUUCCUAAUCUGAAUGGAGGAGGAAUACGAACCAUAUCGUAUGGUACCGGUGAUUCUUUACUUGUUGGAACUAAGAAAAAUUCGAUAUUGUACGGCAGUCUACAAUCAGGUUUCGAUACUGUUGUCAAGGGUCAUGUUGAAGAAUUGUGGGGUCUUGCUGCUCAUCCUAACAAACAACAUUUUAUAACCGGUGCAUAUGAUCGCAAUCUUACACUUUGGGAUGCUGACACUCAUAAACCUAUUUGGACAAAGGAAAUGGACGACCAAAUUCAAUCUGCUGACUUCUUCCCAUGUGAUGAAGGAGCUGUGGUUGCUGUAGCUAUGACAACCGGUCGAUGGCUGGUUCUAGACUCAGAAACAUCUGAACUUGUUACUGUGCAUACUGAUGGAAAUGAACAACAUGAUGUUAUAACUUACUCGCCAGAUGGAAACUUCAUUGCCAUUGGAUCUCAUGAUAACAACAUCUACAUUUAUGCUGUCAGUGAAAAUGGCAGGAAAUAUCAAAAACAAGGAAAGUGUGUCGGACACAGUAGUUACAUAACACAUGUAGAUUGGUCAAGUGAUAGCACCAUGUUGCAGUCAAAUUCCGGCGAUUAUGAAGUUUUAUAUUGGGAUGCUCGUACAUGCAAGCAAAUUGCAUCUGCCUCCUCAACCAGAGAUGUAGAAUGGGCAACUAGUACAUGCACUCUGGGAUUCAAUGCUUUUGGUGUAUGGCCAGAAGGUGCUGAUGGUACAGAUGUAAAUGCUGUUUGCAGAUCACAUGAUACAGCUUACUUGGCAUCUGGUGAUGAUUUUGGAAAAGUUCAUCUUUACAAAUAUCCAUGUAAUAAACCAAGGGCUCCCAGCUCUAAGCAUUCUGGACACAGCAGUCAUGUGACUUGCGUGAGGUUUCUAGGGGAUGACAGCACUCUCUUGUCCACUGGAGGUCAGGAUUGUGGUAUUAUGCAAUGGAAGGUCGUUUAAUCCUGUAGCCACCUGUGAAUUAAUUCAAAAGCCUGUGUAUAAUAAUACAGUCAAGUCCAGUGUUUAUCUGUUGAAACAGUACUUAUCAUCAAAACUUUUAGUAUCUUUCAUCUUAAAAAUGUAUUCAUGGAGAUUUGUAAUUCCUCUUAACGUCUACACAUUUUAGUAAUUUUGAGUGUUCAAUGUUUGGUGCAAUCACUGACAUAUUAACCAAAUGGAAAGCUCCAUACUAAUUGUGUUCGCAUGUUUGAGAUUCGAAGCUUUUAGCUAGUAUGUUUUAUUAAAUCGUUUUUUGUAACCUGAUGUCUGAUAGUAUUUGUAGAUGUUGCACAUGUUCUUAUUAAAUUGUCUUUAUAGCAGUG